CGCGGAGCGCCGCCGAUGGCCAUUGGGCGCUGCGGCUCCGGAGGCGGGGCUUGGCCGUAUUUAAGAGCCGUCGACAAGCCCUCCUUCUCUGCUUCCGUCAUGGAUUCCUUAGCAUCACCGAGCCGCUGGGCACUUGCCUUUUCUCUGGCUGUUUUAGCUGUCGCGCUAGCAGCACCGGACGUGCCCAUGCCAGAAGAAGAAGAAGAUGAUGACUCGGUACUCUCCACGAACUGCACGCGGUGUACGCCGCACGAAGAGGCCCGUGAGCUGCGGAUCGAAGCCAUCAAGGCGCAGAUCCUCAGCAAGCUGGGCAUGAAGCGAGCCCCCAACGUGACACGCGCCGCUCUCCCGCACGUGCCGCCGUUGCACCGGCUCUUGGAUCGCUACGACGUGGGCAUGAUGCAGGCGGAUGCACCGGCCCAGGCAGCCUUCGAAGACGGUGCCGAGUUUGACGAGGACGAUUAUCAUGUGGCUGCUGAGAAUGUCAUCAGCUUUGGUCAGGAAGCUCCUCCUGAACUGGGGUUGCUCCCGGAAUGGAAGGCUCAGUAUUUCCGCUUCUCCGAAUCUGUUCUAAACCACAGAGUCAGCAAGGCGCAUCUCUGGUUGUACGUUUCUCCGAAUACGACGCAUUCGUCCGCGGUCUGGGUGACGCUCUACAAGGUGGCGCGGGGAUCUCUCGGGGAACUCCACCUACACAAGGUCCGGGCGAAAGAAGAGAAGGUUCAUCUUCGCCAGGGAUUCUGGGUACAAAUUGACGUGCAGAAGCUAGUAUCUCGUUGGUUCAGGCGUCCUGAAGAGAACCUCGGCAUCGUUGCGCACGCCUACGAUCAGGAUGGGAGGAGAAUACACAUUACCACGGACCCUCCACCACAGCAAGACGCCCUGCGUCCGUUCAUCGCGGUGGUGGUGGAGGCCCACACUCGCAGCCGCGCCCGUCGUAUGGUCGGCCUCAACUGCCAGGAGAACUCGAGUGAAGAACGUUGCUGUCGGUACCCUCUGACCGUGGACUUCGAGCAAUUUGGCUGGGAUUGGAUAAUCGCGCCAAAGCGCUACGAGGCCAAUUACUGUUCCGGUGAAUGCCCUUACGUCUUCCUACAGAAGUACCCACACACCCACCUCAUCCAGCAGGUGAACCUCUCUGGGUCUGCUGGACCGUGCUGUGCUCCGAGAAAGAUAUCCGCGAUCUCCAUGCUGUACUUCGACGACAAUCACAACAUCAUCUACGGCGUCUUGCCAGGGAUGAUCGUCGACCGCUGCGGUUGCUAUUGAGAAAGGACCUUGUGCGUUCUAGUGCAAAAAAAGAGACUUGUUUCUGUGCGUCCUGUGAGCACGUGGCCUUGUGAGACUUUGCGAAGGCGCCUCCAAAGAAGAACCGGCUGUGUGUUCGAUAGCAUCGCAUGACUUCGCGCCCAGCUUGUUGGAGCUUUCAACCAACCUCGUGUGAUAUUUGGUUGCCCAUAAAGUAUGGAAACGAGGAGGGCAAUCGAUGGAACGACCUCUUGGAACUCUGCUGUGGCUUUUGGGUGUCUGUUGCCUGUGGAGGUCUUGAACGGAAAAGGAAACCUCGCUGAAAAGUCGGUGGCGAAUAGUGAUCUAUUUAAUAGAUGGACACUCGUAGUACCUGCGCGAACAUUAAUGUUUGUACGUCCUUUCUUAAUUAUUAUUUUAUUGUGCCGCGAAAACAGCGGGAGUGUGUUUCUUGAUGUCCGUGUAUGUGUUGUAUCUGUUUUUGUGUGCGUGUAUACACGACUGAGAUCUGCAUCUUUCUUUUUUCCUGUUUUUUUUUUUUUUUUUUUUUUUGUGCAGUAGGAAUCUUAGAACAACGAGAGGAUGAAGUAACAGCGCGGUAGUUCCCGUAAGCGUUGUUCACUUCAAGAUGUCCUUGACAGUAAAUUAUGGGCCCUGGUGGUCGCUAUUGAAAACGCACACGCAUGCAAGCACAUUUUCGAACGCGCCUGCUUCCCGAGAAACAAACGUCUGCACCUGAGGAUAGCUUUCCCUGUUGGCGAGACCAAGUCUCUACUCCACAUUCAAGUUUUACUGUGUGCCAUCCAACCAUUGCCUUUCCUGAACAAACAUGCAACCAAGGUGCAGGUGAGCUGGUGCAGUGCGGUAACGGGUGGGAAGCACCCUCAUAGUGUAGCAGACAACAAAGUUGUGUGUGCACUGCUACGUUUGACCUUGUCUUUCCUCAGAAGACUUGUAGAAAAGUUACUGCUAAAUAUCUUCCUUUCCACCAAUUUCCACAUAUAGUGUCAAAAUACCCUAUACAACUGACCUGAUGACUGUUUGAAAAUGUGUGCACGUCAGCCAUGAACACAAUGUAAACGUUUCUAUAUUCACAAGGGUGCCACUUUCGUUUAUAUUAUCUGCCGAAGAAAGCAACGAGACACUGGUGUGGCAUAUUGGGGUUUUGUACCUUGCAAGAAAUCCUCAGUCAUAUCAUUAUGCUUGACACUGUGCUCCCCGUCCAGUGGUUUAUCCAGACACCAGACCCCCCCUCCCCCCCUUAUUUCUUUCCUGUGCGCCCUCUACAAGAUCCUCUACAAGAAGGUUAUUAUUUCAGACACAUGUUGGCAAUGAUGCAUCAAGCUGUUGCGAUUUAACUUUAAUAAUGACUCCCACCCCCAACUUUUUGAAAGCAUCCCCCCCCGCCCCCCAAGUGCUUGCUUCUGGAUGAACCAUUGACUUCAUCACUCCUGGUUGAAGAAUGUUCUUGUGGUCAUAUCUGCCUUUCUGUGCAUGUGAACAGAGCUAUGUAAUAGCAGCAAUUCUAGGAGGCUUGACGUUCGGUGAAUGACCCCUCUCGCUAACACAAGGAUUAUAUCUAUGUUACUGAAACUUCAGACGAAACAAAUCAAGCCGGGUUGUCAAGAGUGAAUCAUACCCCGAGUUACGCAGGGUUCAUCUUCAAGGUCGGGACGUGUUUUAAUGGUCCUUGUUCGUGAUACUGUAAGUUCUUGCAACAAGGCUUCUCCCUCGCGCCAAGCUUGAGGAGUAUGCAAAGUGGAUUUAGAUGAAAGUGACUUCCUCAGUCUUCAAAUCUGCUGUGUAGAUGUAUCUUUUCGCACUCCUUAAGCACCGACUUGUUACAUGUACGUAAUUAGUUCUCAUUUUGUGUCCUGUCUGUCUGUGAUGCAUUGUAUAUGUCGUAGUGACUCUUCCGUAUGCAGUACAACUGUUCUGUCUGCGUGAUAAAUGACGAGCUUCCUUAGAAAAAGGAAAAAAAAAAAAAGUACAGCGAGCACGCAGUAUUUUUCUACUUGAGUUCAAGUGCUUUGGUUUGUGCUCAGUGAGACAGCGGCGAUGCGGUUGCUGAAGUCGUUUCACUUUUUGGCAAAUGUACUGUGAUAUUCUCAAUAAAGAAGUCAUCCAAUCAU
This is a messenger RNA of Ornithodoros turicata, 3380 nucleotides long. RefSeq names its product growth/differentiation factor 8-like (gene myo). The transcript has 4 exons. Gene Ontology annotation, molecular function: cytokine activity; growth factor activity. Gene Ontology annotation, cellular component: extracellular region. The coding region runs from base 16 to 1269 and encodes 417 amino acids. The record is from RefSeq and is a predicted model, not a curated record. Lineage: Eukaryota; Metazoa; Arthropoda; Arachnida; Ixodida; Argasidae.